AUGCCUGGCUUCUUCUCUUCAUUAUUUCAGUGGUUUAGCGGGAUAUUCUUUUCUAAGGCAGCAGAGUUGUCUGUCGUCGGUUUGCAGGCUUCGGGGAAGACUUCAUUCGUCAAUGUUAUUGGCUCCGGUCAGUGGAGUGAAGACGUCGUUCCAACAGUUGCCUUCAACUUUCGUAAAGUUCGGAAAGGAAAUGUGACACUCAGGAUCUGGGAUGUUGCCGGGCAACCAAAGUUUCGUUCCAUGUGGGAGAGAUAUUGCAAUGGUGUUGAUGCAGUGGUCUUUGUAGUAGAUUCAAAUGAUAAAGAGAAAUUUGAAACAGCACGGUUUGAGUUGCACACUCUUCUGAACCAGCCGAGUCUUCACGGCGUGCCACUGCUCGUCCUCGGAAACAAGAAUGAUAUCGACGGACAUGCACCGGUCAAUGAACUGAUCAAAGCACUGGAAUUGGACAAGAUACAAGGAAGGCCCGUAUCGUGCUAUUCGUGCUCGAUGAAAUCUCAACAUAACUUGGAUAUAAUCCUUCAAUGGCUAGCAGGACGCAGCCAUUGA
Heterobasidion irregulare TC 32-1 is the source of this 549-nucleotide messenger RNA. RefSeq lists its product as uncharacterized. NCBI's taxonomy places the organism in Eukaryota, Fungi, Basidiomycota, Agaricomycetes, Russulales, Bondarzewiaceae. Gene Ontology annotation, cellular component: lysosomal membrane. The transcript is spliced from 12 exons. The record is from RefSeq and is a predicted model, not a curated record. Gene Ontology annotation, molecular function: GTP binding; GTPase activity. Gene Ontology annotation, biological process: protein transport. Bases 1 to 549 code for a protein of 182 amino acids.